Messenger RNA from Tigriopus californicus, 1212 nucleotides. RefSeq names its product beta-1,3-glucan-binding protein-like. Gene Ontology annotation, biological process: carbohydrate metabolic process. Gene Ontology annotation, molecular function: hydrolase activity, hydrolyzing O-glycosyl compounds. NCBI's taxonomy places the organism in Eukaryota, Metazoa, Arthropoda, Copepoda, Harpacticoida, Harpacticidae. The transcript is spliced from 5 exons. The coding region runs from base 47 to 1186 and encodes 379 amino acids. The record is from RefSeq and is a predicted model, not a curated record.
GUUCCUACAACGCUUAGUUUUGGCGAGGAAGGAAGUGGUGUCCAUCAUGCCUUCUAUUACAAAUUUGGCCGUUUUUGUUUGCGCCUCUUUGGUCUUCAUUGGGACAGUCAAUGCCGACAAGUCCUUAACCACCAGUAAGACCAAUGGCGUCCGAAGGAGUCACAUGGCGGGUGAGCUCAUCUUUAGUGACGAAUUCGACCAACUCGACUUCGACAAAUGGCAACACGAACUUACCAUGUCUGGUGGAGGCAAUUGGGAGUUCCAGGUGUACUGGAACAAUCGGUCCAACUCGUUUGUGAAGGACUCCAUUCUGCACUUGAAGCCCACUUUGAUAGCUGAUCGAUUUGGCGAAGACUUUGUCCGAACUGGGGUGUUGAGCCUUUGGGGAGGCACUCCCGCUGAUUAUUGUACCCAAAAUGAUUACUAUGGCUGUGAGCGAGCUGGAGCUGGCAACAACAUCAUUAAUCCCGUAGCUAGUGCCAGGUUGAGGACUGUCAAGUCAUUUGCCUUCACCUAUGGAACCGUUGAGAUCCGAGCUAAAACUCCCACGGGAGACUGGCUUUGGCCUGCCAUGUGGCUUUUGCCCGAGAACCAGGAAUUCGGUCAAUGGCCCUCCAGUGGCGAGAUUGAUCUGAUGGAAUCCCGAGGAAACCGGGACUUGACCCUCAAUGGCAAUAACAUUGGAGUCGAGCAAGUGUCGCACACUCUCCAUUACGGAGUGGACUACUUCAUGAACGGCUUUGAGAACGCCCACUUUGAAUCCCAACGAGCCGCGCCCAAUUCGUGGAACAUGGACUUCCACGUGUACAAGCUUGACUGGACCCCGGAUUUCAUCGCUUGGUACAUUGACGACGUCGAGACUGGACGCAUUAACAUUGGCGACGGUGGAUUUUGGGACAUUGGAGAAUUUGAAGCCAAGUUCCCUGGCGUGGCCAAUCCUUGGGCAGGCGAGCACAAGAGUGCCCCAUUCAACAAGGACUUCUACAUCAUCUUGAACAAUGCCGUGGGAGGAACUGGCGGUUAUUGGCCUGACGCAGCCGUGAAUGGGCCUUAUCCUCGCCCAUGGGCCCCUGGAUCUGACCAUGCCUCUGGCGAAUUCUGGGACGCCAAGGACAGCUGGUACCCCACUUGGGACGGCGAGAAUGCCGCUCUCCAGGUGGACUAUGUCCGAGUUUAUGCACUUUGAGGAAUAAAUCAAUCACUUCAUGCUGA